Messenger RNA from Mangifera indica (mango), 828 nucleotides. RefSeq lists its product as uncharacterized. The record is from RefSeq and is a predicted model, not a curated record. Lineage: Eukaryota; Viridiplantae; Streptophyta; Magnoliopsida; Sapindales; Anacardiaceae. The transcript has a single exon. Gene Ontology annotation, biological process: root development; shoot system development. Bases 1 to 828 code for a protein of 275 amino acids.
AUGGCCGCUUCUUACCAUACUCGCUCUAACAGUUUACCUUCUAGACAUCACCCCAUCACUUGUGAAGUUGAUCAGCAUUUGAGCAGAUUAAUUGCUUCUGAAUUUACCUCCAUGUCAUCAUCAUCAAUCAUCAAUCAGAUCUAUAGCCUUCAAGAGUUGCAUGAUUGCGUUGAUAAGUUGCUUCAGUUAUCCCUGGCUCGCCAACUAAAGCAAUCUGUUGAUGAGUUGCUGAAUGGAUCUCUUAGACUCUUGGAUAUCUGCAGCAUUGCUAAGGAUGCCUUGUUGCAAACAAAAGAGUCUGUUCAAGGACUUCAAUCCAUUUUCCGCAGAAGAAGGACUGAUGAUAUUGAACUUACAAGUGAGGUUACAAAAUUCUUGACCUCCAGGAAAGCUCUGAAAAAGACCAUCCAAAAGGCCUUGAAGAAUUUGAAAGGCAUUAAAAGCCAAAAAUCCUCUCCAAUCUCUGAUGAACAUGAGACGAAGGCCACGAUUAGCAUGUUAAGAGAGGUUGAAGCAGUCACUUUCAAGGUCAUUGAGUCAUUGUUGUCCCUUAUUUCAGGGCCAAGGGCUUCAUCAAAGCUAAGUAUCAUUUCCAAGCUAAUGCAGCCAAAGAAGGUAGCAUGUGAAGAAACAGACAUAACCGAGUUUCAAAAGGUGGAUGCUGAAUUGUCUAGUAUCGUUUCUUACAAGACAAGUAAAUCUGAUAACAUUCAAAAUCAACUUAAAAAGUUGGAGUUAAACGUUCAAGAUCUUAAGGAAAGACUUGAGUCUUUGACUAGACAUUUAAUUAAUACAAGAGUAUCUCUUCUCAAUAUCAUCAAUAAUUAG